AUGCAUAUUCCAGUUCAACUGUCUUUAUCACGAAUCAGCUAUGUGACUUCCACACAUUACUGCUUCCAAGGUCCCGAGUAUGAGGAAAAGAACUACACGUCCAUACCGCAACACUCAUAUUGCUUAACACAGACACACGGAGGGAAAGGGAGAGGAAACGGAGAGAAGAAACGCCAAAAAAAUAAACAAAAAAAGGAUGGGAUCUCUUCCCCAUCACCUGCAGCAGCGACGGCCAGCGGGGCACCGUGCACCGGCUGCCCGCGCCGCGCCCCCCGCAGGCCGGGCCCGACGAGCCCCUCGCUGCCCCCAGGCCACCCCGGCGGCACCGCCGCUGCCCCGGGCUGGGCCAGCCCCGGGGGACACCUGCGGCCGCCCCGCCACAAAGCCGCCAGUGCCUCUGUCCCCGCGCCGCCCGCCCGCCCUCGCAAAUCCCCGGCGCCACCGGAGCGCGGCUGCCGGGGAUCAGCGCGGAGCCGCGGCAGCCCCGAUCCUCCGCCGCCCCCACCGCCGCAGCCGCGCCGCGGGUCGGCGCAGGGCGCCCGGCGCCGCCGCCCCGCGGGCGGGGAAGGCGAGGCCAAGGCAGGGGGGCCGCCCGCGCCCCGGGGCGACACCCGCCGGAUCACCUCGGCACCUGCCGAGCGGGGCGACCCGGCCCAGCCGCCCCGGGGCAGGUCCCGCAGGUCGGGGGGCCGGCGGCGCCCCGCGGCCUGGCCCGGUUCUGCGCGGCGAUACGGCCCGGGAGGGACGCGUUACCUGGCCGGGCUCCUGCAGCGCCCGACGCGCUCGCCGUUGGCCGGCGGGGGCUGGGACCCUCCUGGCAGCGCGGCGCGGCACCGCCCCCGCCCCGCUGGGUCGCUGCUCCGCCGCGUCGCCCCGGCGCGGGGAGAAUAA
Motacilla alba alba is the source of this 891-nucleotide messenger RNA. RefSeq names its product basic proline-rich protein-like. The transcript has 2 exons. The record is from RefSeq and is a predicted model, not a curated record. The coding region runs from base 1 to 891 and encodes 296 amino acids. NCBI's taxonomy places the organism in Eukaryota, Metazoa, Chordata, Aves, Passeriformes, Motacillidae.